This is a messenger RNA of Euleptes europaea (tarantolino), 1578 nucleotides long. It is a transcript of the gene MEX3C, whose product is annotated as mex-3 RNA binding family member C. The record is from RefSeq and is a predicted model, not a curated record. NCBI's taxonomy places the organism in Eukaryota, Metazoa, Chordata, Lepidosauria, Squamata, Sphaerodactylidae. The transcript is spliced from 2 exons. Gene Ontology annotation, molecular function: RNA binding. The coding region runs from base 1 to 1413 and encodes 470 amino acids.
AUGAUGGCGGCGAUGCUCGCGCAGGCCUACGGCGGAGGAGGAGUGGGGGGGGCGGCGGCGGCGCCUCCCGGGCUGGUUUUGAACGGCGAGCAGGCGGCGCUGCUGAGGAGGAAGAGCGUCAACACCACCGAGUGCGUCCCGGUGCCCAGCUCCGAGCAUGUGGCCGAGAUCGUAGGGAGGCAGGGUUGCAAAAUCAAGGCCCUGAGAGCCAAGACCAAUACUUAUAUCAAGACCCCUGUCCGUGGAGAAGAACCCAUUUUUGUCGUCACGGGACGCAAAGAAGAUGUAGCCAUGGCCAAAAGGGAAAUUCUUUCUGCCGCCGAACACUUCUCCAUGAUAAGAGCUUCGCGUAACAAAAACGGCCCGGCUCUGGGAGGACUAUCUUGCAACCCCAACCUGCCAGGGCAAACCACGGUUCAAGUCAGGGUGCCUUACCGUGUUGUUGGGCUCGUGGUUGGCCCUAAAGGUGCAACGAUCAAAAGGAUCCAGCAGCAGACUCACACCUACAUAGUUACUCCCAGUAGAGACAAGGAGCCCGUCUUCGAGGUCACCGGCAUGCCUGAAAACGUCGACCGUGCCCGCGAAGAGAUAGAAAUGCACAUUGCCAUGCGCACUGGAAACUACAUUGAACUCAACGAAGAAAACGACUUCCAUUACAACGGUACGGAUGUGAGCUUUGAAGGGGGGAACCUGGGAUCGGCUUGGCUUGCUUCCAAUCCAGUACCUCCUCCGAGCCGCACCAGGAUGAUUUCUAAUUACAGAAACGACAGCUCCAGUUCUUUGGGAAGCGGCUCCACCGACUCCUACUUUGGAAGCAAUAGGUUGGCUGACUUCAGCCCGACGAGCCCAUUUAGCACAGGCAAUUUUUGGUUUGGAGAAACGUUGCCUUCUGUAGGGGCAGAAGAUCUUGUCGUUGACUCUCCCGCGUACGACUCCUUACCAACACCUUCUCAAACCAUCUGGACACCUUUUGAACCCGUCAACCCAGUCUCCAGUUUUGGUAGCGAUCCCGCCAGUAACGUGAAGGCUCCGCGGAGAGGGAGUCAGCCAUCCACCCCUCGUCUGUCGCCUACCUUUCCCGAAACCCUCGAACAUCCCCUGGCUAGGAGAGUCAGAAGCGACCCACCCAGUACAGUCAACCAGGUUGGCCUCCCGAUCUACAUCCCUGCUUUUUCCAAUGGUACCAACAGCUAUUCUUCUUCCAACGGCGGUUCCACGUCUAGUUCCCCUCCAGAACUGAGACGGAAGCACGACUGCGUGAUCUGCUUUGAGAACGAAGUAAUUGCUGCCCUGGUUCCGUGUGGCCACAACCUCUUCUGCAUGGAAUGUGCCAACAAGAUCUGUGAAAAAGACACACCAUCGUGUCCCGUUUGCCAGACAGCUGUUACUCAGGCAAUUCAGAUUCACUCUUAAAUAUAUAGAAGAUAUUAUAUAUGGACUUUUUAAACUCUUAAUGGCGUGGAUGUAAUGGUACCCCCUAAGUAAACAUAUAAUGAAUUCAGACUGUUAUUGGGCUUUCUUGGGGUUAGGCUAACGUUGUUUGUGAGGCAUGUACUUUUUGUUGUUGUUGUUGUUUAA